AUGAAGGCAGGAAAGCUGCCCAAGCGCUUCUUGACGCGGCGGGACAAGACCGAGAAAACAAGUCAUCACCGCGGCAAGUCUGCAGACGCUGCGCACAAGCACCGACCGUUCUCAGCCGAUGCCUUCUUUACCAUAUUUCGGCCGACCGCAAAGCAAGCUGAGAAGGACCAGGAAAACAAUCAAGAUGAGCCGGCCAAGGUCGAAGAGGUUCUCAAGCGGCUCGCAGAGCUGGAGAUGACAAAUGUUCGCGAGGACCACAUUCUAUUCGCCCUACACUCCCAGUUCGCCGCCGGCGACGUAGACAAGGCCGUCGAGCUCAUGAAACUGCAGAAGGCGACCUUCUCGGGCACCAUCGUCCCCUACAACCCCAAUGUCCCCAUGUUGGGCGCUGAGAAUAGAGGAAUGGUUACAUGCUACCUCGACGCGUUGCUGUUCGCCAUGUUCGCCAAGCUCGAGGCUUUCGAGUGCAUGCUGACCGCGGAAGAGCUCCCAGGCGAGCCGCAAAAGAGGCUGGCCGGACUUUUGAGGUUAUGGGUCAACCUUCUGCGCAGUGGGAAGCUGAUCCACACUGACAUGACCGAGUUAAUUCAAGAAGCGUUGGCGGAAUGUGGUUGGAGUGAUGCUCGGUUCGUCGAGCAACAAGACACAUCGGAAGCCUUUGCCUUUAUCACCGAGACUCUCCAGUUGCCCCUGCUGCCACUCCAGGUUGAUCUGUUCCACCACGGGAAGAAUGACGAGGCGGAUCAUAAGGUGGUCUACGAAAGACUGCUGAACCUUGCCGUACCGCCGGAUCCCGAUGGCAAAGGCAUUAACCUCGAAGAUUGCUUGGAAGAGUACUUCAAUGCCCAAGUUGAUGUGCACCGAGAUAGCUUUGACGACAGGAAAGGAGGCCGAAGAGAAAUGACACCGACGCCAACCCCUCAAACUCCGACUGCCGCUGAUGCACCGUUGACACCAAUGAGCACAAGGAGAUGGACGGCACAUCCAACCCCAAACCUUCCUACUGCACAAGAGCCCCAAUCUCCAACCAGACCACAUCGCAGCCGGACAGAAAGCAUUAUACAACGGGUCGUACUCGACGACAAGAACAAGGCUGCCGCGUCUGAGACGGGAGGUCUGUUUCACCGAGCCAAACGGAGUGUAUCAGUCGUCAAGGCAGUGACAAUACCGGCGUGGCAAUUCUUCCGACUUAUUCCAUGGCAUUCACCUGCGAACCAUGAACCGCAGAGCGAUCUUGAAGUAGCGCGGCACUUUAGUCAAAGGCCAGUUGUCGGCAUCUGCCUGAAACGAUACAUGGUCGAUGAGCAGGGUGUGCCCAAACGGCAAAAUACCUACAUUGACAUCCCUGACAGCUUGAGGCUGCCGCAUUUCAUUGUAGAUGACCGCCACGUGGAAGAGAGUGGCUUGAGCCAAGAGUACAAAUUGGUACUCCAGUCGGUUGUCUGUCACAGAGGCGACUCGUUGCACUCGGGGCAUUAUAUCUCAUUCUGCCGUGUCGCCCCAAAGCUGCUUACGGACAACCGGAGGUAUGACAGCGAUGCGCCUCCCGAUUAUGAAGAAGCACAAUGGGUCAAGUUUGAUGACCUGGCCGUCGAGGACCGCAUUUCUCCAGUUGACGAUAUCAAGCAAUCGCUAAAGGAAGAGAUGCCAUACCUCCUCCUCUAUCAGAUCGUUCCGAUCGUGGACGUUACAGCUAGUUCAACAGACGGCACUGAGGCUGAGCCACCGUCGUAUGACGACUCAGCUCUUCAAUUAAAGAUUCCACAUGGUUCAGAAAGACCUGUGGUGUCGAGACAAGCCAGCAGCUACUUCGACAAUCUCAGCACUUUACCUUCGACCAGUGCUAGUAUUCGCUUCUCGUCAGAGCUAGAGCGCCCGUCUCGGCGAAGCUUUGCAGACGAUGACGGCUUUCUUAGUGUGUCCCGUCGCGGCAGUUGUGCUGUGGACACAUCGCUUGGCCCCAGUCCUGCACUGACACCUCUCGAAGGCCCUUCUCCUAUCGCCACCCCCGGCGAGGAAACCACAGCACAGCGGUUGAGCAGGGCUGCUGCUAAAUUCCGUGCGAGCGGCAGCAAGAGCAGACCACAGAGUCAAGCUGGAGAAGGCCGCAUUAGUCUUACCAUGUCGCGACUGAGCGGGCUUGUACGGGCGAGCAAAGAGCCUUUACAAGACGAUUUCGAGAUAAUUAAUGCCAAUGGAUCAACCACUGCCGAGUCCGAGAAAGAUGAGGAAGAGAGCAAGGAGAAAGAUAACCCUAGUCGUCAGCACCACCAUAAAAGGGGCAGAUCCAAGGCGAGACUUGACAGGGGAAAAGGAAAAGAGAAAGGCAAGAACGGCGAGGUGCCAGAUAGAGAGUGCGUGAUCCAAUAA
Messenger RNA from Truncatella angustata, 2370 nucleotides. RefSeq names its product ubiquitin carboxyl-terminal hydrolase-domain-containing protein. The transcript has 5 exons. The record is from RefSeq and is a predicted model, not a curated record. Bases 1 to 2370 code for a protein of 789 amino acids. Lineage: Eukaryota; Fungi; Ascomycota; Sordariomycetes; Amphisphaeriales; Sporocadaceae. Gene Ontology annotation, cellular component: cytosol; nucleus. Gene Ontology annotation, biological process: protein deubiquitination. Gene Ontology annotation, molecular function: cysteine-type endopeptidase activity; cysteine-type deubiquitinase activity.